This is a messenger RNA of Frieseomelitta varia, 1079 nucleotides long. RefSeq names its product vesicle transport through interaction with t-SNAREs homolog 1B-like (gene Vti1b). Bases 288 to 626 code for a protein of 112 amino acids. The record is from RefSeq and is a predicted model, not a curated record. The transcript has 2 exons. Gene Ontology annotation, biological process: retrograde transport, endosome to Golgi; intra-Golgi vesicle-mediated transport; Golgi to vacuole transport. Gene Ontology annotation, cellular component: Golgi apparatus; ER to Golgi transport vesicle membrane; endoplasmic reticulum membrane. Lineage: Eukaryota; Metazoa; Arthropoda; Insecta; Hymenoptera; Apidae. Gene Ontology annotation, molecular function: SNAP receptor activity; SNARE binding.
AUAUUUGACGAAGUUAAUUCGCGAAAUUUUCAUAUGUCAACAGUUAGCAGAAAAAUAUGUGUUAUCGAAGGCACAUUCAGAACAUAUAGAGAUAUAUAGCAGUAAUAAGUGUGUAGUCUGAAUAAAAUUACAUGUAAUUUGUUGACAACAAAAGAAAGCGAACGGUUUCAUAGUUUCUUGUAAAAUAAGUGAAAGUUGAUCAAAGUGAAUUCCUGGAUAUUAUGACAGACUUCAAAAUUUAAAGGAUCUUUGUCUUUCUUGAAAACAUAUCUGUCAACACAUUCACAAUGAAUUUUGGAGUUAAUUGGGAGGAAGAACAUAGAAGAACAUUAUUAGAAGGAAAUGCAGCACUGGAGCGUACUUCGCAAUCCAUUAUCAGAUCUCAAGCAAUUGCUAUUGAGAGCGAGCAAAUAGGGACAGAAGUAAUCUCUGAACUGAGUGAACAAAGAGAGAGAUUACUGCGAGCAGACAGAAGAUUAUCCCAAACAGACGAAGAACUAAAUAAAACAAGAAGGAUAUUAAAUGUUAUGAGAAGGAGGAUUUUAAUGAAUAAGUUUAUAUUAAUCAUAAUUAUAUUACUAGAAAUAGGUAUACUUGGUGCUAUUAUAUAUAAGAAAUAUUCAUAAUUACAUUAUAUGUAUAUUGUAUAUAAACGUAUAUAUACAUAUAAAUAACAUAUACUUUAUAUGUAUAUAUGCACAAGCAUUCACUAUAUACUUAUUUUUAUUUACAUCAUGUGUAAUAUAUAAUGUGCGAUAUACGUGCGCAGUUUCUUUGAUGUCGUAUUAUUGUAAUUAUUAUUUUCCAACAAAUUAAAUGUAAAAUAGCAAAUAUGUUACAGUUUGAUGUAAUUUUGAACGAUUGAUGUACCAUGUACUAUGAAAAUACACAAUAGAAAAUAAGAGCUACCAACCAUAGACGACAAUUAUCGUUAAUAUAUAUAUAUGCAUAUAUUAUCAUUGCAUGAUUGUGUAUCCUCCGUUAUAAUAUUUAUUUGUAAUAUAUCUCAUGUUCUAAAAGCAAUAUGAGAGCUGCUUAUUUGCUUCUGGACAUGAAAAUAAAUGAAAAAUAAAUCUUUA